Carica papaya (papaya) is the source of this 1498-nucleotide messenger RNA. Its product is annotated as Transmembrane amino acid transporter family protein. The record is from RefSeq and is a predicted model, not a curated record. Gene Ontology annotation, cellular component: vacuolar membrane. Gene Ontology annotation, molecular function: L-amino acid transmembrane transporter activity. Gene Ontology annotation, biological process: amino acid transmembrane transport. NCBI's taxonomy places the organism in Eukaryota, Viridiplantae, Streptophyta, Magnoliopsida, Brassicales, Caricaceae.
AAAGAAGAAAAUGUGCGGAAAACUGAGAGAAUGUGUAGUGGCAAAUGAAGAUUCAAGCAGGAAAUAUAGAAGCUGCAACGUUUGUGUAGAGGAAAACAAAGUCUGCAAAUGUGUAGAUGAUGAUGCUCAGCGCCACCCACAAGCCAAUAGUUCAUUUUCUCACGCUGUUCUCAACAUGAUUGGCAUGCUCAUUGGUUUGGGACAGUUAUCAACUCCAUAUGCCCUACAAAAUGGAGGAUGGUCUUCCAGUUUCCUUCUAAUCGGACUCGGAAUAAUCUGUGCUUACACCAGUCAUAUUCUGGGAAAAUGUCUUGACAAAAACCCUAAGCUAAAUAGUUACACAGAUAUCGGCCAUGAAGCCUUUGGGAAAAAAGGAAGAAUAAUAGCUGCAACCUUCAUCUACAUUGAAAUUUUCAUGGCUCUUGUUUCCUACACCAUUUCCCUCCAUGAUAAUCUCACUACCGUCUUCUCCGGCAUCACCACCUUCGAGAAUAUUCCGGCACCGAUCACGACGUCUCAGUUGUUAACCACGAUUGCCGUGUUGAUAGCUCUUCCAAGUAUAUGGCUCAGGGAUCUCUCCUCCAUUUCUUUUCUUUCUUUUGGUGGGAUUCUUAUGUCGCUCGUCAUCUUCGGUUCUGUCUCCUUCACUGCAAUUUCUGGAGCUGUGAAACCUGUACAGAGUAUACCAGUUCUGCAACUACGUAAAAUUCCAGCCAUUUCUGGGCUUUAUGUCUUCAGCUAUGCAGGUCAUAUUGUUUUUCCGAACUUAUACAAGUCCAUGAAAGAUCCUUCCCAGUUCACAAAGGUAUCAAUAGUGAGUUUCACAUCAGUGACAAUAUUGUACACCGGACUAGGAUUUCUGGGUGCAAAAAUGUUUGGAUCAUCCGUAAAUUCUCAGAUCACCCUAAGUCUACCAACUCAUCUGGUCAUCACCAAGAUUGCAUUAUGGGCAACUGUACUUACACCCAUGACAAAAUAUGCUCUGGAAUUUGCUCCAUUUGCAAUCCAACUUGAGCAGAAUCUUCCAGCUUCCAUGGCUUCCAGAACGAAGAUGAUAGUGAGAAGUUCCACAGGUUCAAUUUUCCUCAUCCUCAUUCUGGUUCUAGCUCUAUCUGUUCCUUACUUCCAGUACGUCCUCAAUCUCACUGGUUCAUUAAUCAGUGUUUGUAUCAGCAUUAUAUUACCAUGCAUCUUCUACCUCAAGACCUGUUGGAGGAGUAGCAGUAAUCAGAUUAUAUCAAAACCUGUUUUGAUUCUUAAUUUGAUUCUCAUUGCUUUUGGUUGUGUUAUUGGAGCAUUGGGAAGUGUUUCCUCUUUCAAGUUACUUGUGGAACACCUCAACAGAUCUCAUUCCUCCAGUACUUAACCCUUAUAUAUAUAGAUAUAUAUACAUGUAUGUAUGUAAUAGUUUGUAGAACUUAACUGGGAAUUUCUUUUUCUUUUAUGGGAAAGAAUGUAAUCGGGUAGUUUAAGUAGUGCUACGAGUACAAAAGUUUUG